AUGUCAAUCUUCAAUACGCAAUUGACACAGGAUGAGAAGAAAACAGCAUUCAUUCGCGAGAAUGCCGGACUGGAACAAGUCCGACAAACACUUGCGGCUGCGAAGGCCAAGUACGAAGGAAAGCAAACAUCUAAAGCUCGCAAAUGGCUUUGCAUCUUCUCUUCCAAGGUCAUGUUCUACUCUUCGGUUCUCGAUGUCCUUGUCCAGCAUCAUCCAGAAUACGUGUCGCUUGUAUGGGGAGCUAUGAGGCUCCUAUUUGCAGGCGUCAUCAACCACGAGGAGACAAUCAGGGAGCUAUCCAAAAGCUUCUCUCAGAUUGCAGAUAUACUGCCGAGAACCGACCUCGCACUCGUCCUCUAUCCGACAGUUUCCAUGAAAGAAACCGUUGCGAUGCUCUACGCACACAUUAUUAAAUUCACAGCGCAUGCCGUUCGCUGGUACAAGCAAGGAAAGCUCGCACAUGCUUGGGCGUCAGUUUCCAAGCCAUGGGCAUUGAGCUUUAAGACUCAUUUUGAGAACAUUGCAGAGAAAGCUGAGCAAAUCGAGGCACUUGGACGCAGCGCCUCCAGAGCAGAGCUUCGGGACGUGCAUGUUGAGAUCCGAGAAACCCGCGACGAACUCAAGAAAGCACGAGAAGAGCUGCAGAAAUUCGAGGAAAAUAUGAAGUUGGAAACUCGACAGCUCAUACAAUUUGCUUUAGCAUCCAAGACUCUGAAUGACCAAAUCAAAGUGGACGUAUCCGAGUCGAAAACCAUGAUCGCCAAUAUCCAGCUUGGACAAAUUUUAGAUAUGUCUUUCGCUACGAACCUUCCAGCCUCCGGUGAAUGCCUCGGAUUUUGCCAAUCCAUGGUCAAAAGAAGCCGAUGCAGGACUCGAAUACUGUUGCCAAACAUUGCACAACUCCAAAGAUGGUCCAGCCACCCUCGAUCCUCGCUUCUGGUGAUCAAGUGUAGUUCUGGACAAGCAGCAAGGGAUUUCCUCGUCCAUCUAGUCGGCGUUAUUCGGGCUAGCGAUUGUCAAGUCCUCUGGGCUUUCCGCUUCGCUGACUACUGGGCGCGGAAUUUGACCAGCAUCGACAUCUUACGGAUGCUCGUCAUUCAAGCGCUGCAAAUCAACCCAAAAUGCCUCACUUCUAGUUUGUACUCGAUCACUAUGACACAUCUCCGCGAAGCUGUCGACGAAAAAGAUUGGCUCAAUCUCCUGAAUCGUGCCGUUGCUGGUCUGUCAUUCGUCUACAUUGUCCUCGAUGCUGAUCUUCUUGGCCACGCUACCGGACAAGAUCGUUACCUCUCCACGAAACUUAUUGAAGCCUUUACAAAGGUUGUGAACUCAACGGUUGUUAAGGUUGUAAUCUCAACUUCGGGCAUUGAUGAGACGUAUGCGGAGAAUAACUGGGAUCCAGACUGCUGGAGUAAGCUCAGAACUGAUGAAGUUGUGGAGCAGCGUACUUUGAGACAUAGAAGAAGACCAAAAGGCCGUGACCAGAGCGGCCGUACGGUCUCGAGAACGUGGUCGAGGUGA
Hyaloscypha bicolor E is the source of this 1521-nucleotide messenger RNA. RefSeq lists its product as uncharacterized. Lineage: Eukaryota; Fungi; Ascomycota; Leotiomycetes; Helotiales; Hyaloscyphaceae. The coding region runs from base 1 to 1521 and encodes 506 amino acids. The record is from RefSeq and is a predicted model, not a curated record. The transcript has 2 exons.